UCUGUCGUUGUUUCUAUAUGUUUCAUAGAUUUACACGCUCUCUACCACACAGCGUUUUGUUUCACACAGAUUUCGUAUUUUCUCUUAUUAAAGAAAAUGAGUUCGAAAUAAAUCGAAUAUGGAAAAUGAUUUCUCCUUAUUGUAGGAAACAAUUUCGAAAUAAUGUUUACUACCAAUGUUCCUCGGAAAUGUAGAAGAAUGGUACCUGUUAUCGAGAAAGUGUCCGUGCAUUUUCUUUGAAUAUAGUUGAGUGGUCUUUGUGAUGAAACACCUUCAGAAUAAGAAAAAGGUUAAUUAUUUGACUUCUCAAUGAAAUGGCAGGGGAAUUAAAGUAGUGAAUAUGAUAUUCAGAAUUUCGAGGGCAGUGGUGUGAUAAAACUAAAGUUGAUUCGAGCACAGUGAGAAAGAUUGAUGAAUAAUCGUUCUUGUAUUGAAAUCGUGUAGUGAUGAAUACUGUUCAAAGCACAGGACAUGCAAGUGUUAGAAAUAAAAAGGACUCACAGUUUGAGGAGCUAACUGUUUCUUCUUCCGAAAAAAGAAAUUGGAGAGGAAUUUUUAUAGCUCUUUUAGUAAUAGCCGCAGUUUUGGGUCUUAUUGUAUUUUCUAUUCUGCUUCUUUCACCAGAAAUCGAAUCUAAUCGACUCAAUGGAAGACGAAUACAUUUAUACGAUGUCCAGAGUGAUCAAUAUCAAUGGAGGGAGAACAAUGGAACCUGGUUGAAUAAGCAAGAAUUCGUGUUCGUCAACACUGAUGGAGGGUUAUCUUCGCUGUUUCUCAACGAUGCACAGAACAUAAAUAUUAAGGUGUUCAUGAAUAAUUCCACCUUUAGGCAAUUAAAUGUUGAUAAAUACAUUGUUUCACCGGAUCAAAAUUACGUUCUUUUAUAUUCAACAUCUCAAAUAGCAGAAAAUACCAGUUAUUUUAUUUACGAAUUAGCUACAUCAAACAUUUUUCCUCUGUCAACGAAAGAAGGUGAUCAGUCUGCGCCAAGUUUGCAGCAGGUACUAUGGGCUCCACGGCAUUUACCGACGGAUGUCAAUGGGAACAGCGAAAAGGGGUCUUCCCAGGGCAUUGCGUUCGUUCAGGAAAGCGACAUAUAUUAUAAACCUAAAGUGCAGGGUGAUCUCAUAUGCAGAAUAACUACUAAUGGAAAUAAUAAUGAAAUUCUAAAUGGGGUGCCGGAUUGGCUAUAUUCGAAUGUAGCUGAGUUAAAAAGUUCUUCCUUGCUUUUUUCUCCAGACGGUCAAUAUUUAUCUUACCUCUCCUUCAAUGUAUCUAAUGUUCAUCAGUACCACUACGUAUGGUAUGGUGAUAACGACCAAUAUCCUAGCAUUAAAAGCGUUCGAUAUCCUAAGACAAAUUCACCUAAUCCAAACGUAACCGUUCACGUCGUUAACCUGAGUGUUUUAAAAUUUAUAUCUCGAAAAGUUAUUACACUACCCGCUUACAUUAGCAACGAAAGCUAUGUGGGUGGUAUGCAGUGGCUAUCACCGAUAGAAUUAUCUGUUACAUACAGCAAUCGAGAGCAGAAUGUGUCACAUGUAUUUCUAUGUACUGCGCCAAACUUCAUUUGCAACGAAAUUUUCAGUGAGCGAGCAGUUGAAAAUGGAUGGGUGUUAAUUGGUGAAAGUCCGUUUUUUUUAACAGCUGAAGUCAGCCACGUCGCUAACGCUACGCAUGAAGAUAGUAGCACGACGUCGGAUGCAGAACCGAGAACAGAUGUAAAAUCUGGAACGAGUGUUAUGAAACGGAGCAUUUUUAUGUUGAAGCGCCUCGAUGUACGUGAUGGUUCGCAUGGAUAUUUCAGACAAAUUGGUCUCAUUCCCAUCGAAACUAAAAGGCCUAUCAUUUUAACAAUUGGACUUUCCGAAGUAACAGAAAUCCUGGGAUAUGAUCAUAGGCAACGUUUCGUUUAUUUCAUCGCAGCACCACAUCGAAAACCUGGUCAACGCCAUUUGUAUAGAGUUUCGUUGAGCUUGAAUGAAGGCAUAGAAUCGAUUAAAAAGACGUUAAAGAGUAUGUCGCCUUACUGCAUGACUUGUGAAUCGACGCCGAACGAUUCCUUCAGCUUGUUAAUAAAAACUAACACAACAAUUGAGCAACUGAAUAUUCCGAACAACUGUUUGUACAACAAGAUAUACUUCAGUACUGACUAUACGUAUUACGUACAGGAGUGUUUAGGCCCCGAAUCGCCUUCGUUAUACAUCGUAGAUGCUGUAAGCCUAAAAAAGAUUUUCAUCCUCAACGACGGUAACCGGUUACGACAAGGAUUGACCGAACUAGCUAAGCCACAAAUAAUGACGUUCAGCGUGGAAAUCAAGUAUGAUUUUAACGCGCAAGUAAAACUGUUUCUACCACCUGGAAUCAAAGAAGAUGAUGAUAUGCUGCUUCCACUGAUAUUGCAAGUAGACGCGACACCAGAAUCGCAGUUGGUGUCUGAAAAAUACAGCUUUGAUUGGAAUUGGUAUUUGUGUAGUUUUCAAUCCUAUAUCAUUGCUCAAAUUGAUGCACGAGGAUCCGGCUUCCAAGGGGAGGCACUAAAGACACAAAUUCGUGGUAAAGCAGGAAUCGAAGUGGAGGAUCAGCUAUCCGUUUUAACUUAUCUGCGGAACAAUUUGAAACUGGUUGAUCCAAAUAGAAUUUGCGCCUAUGGAUGGGGAUAUGGUGCAUAUAUUGUGUCGAUGAUGCUGGCUAGUGAUUCUGAGAAUGUUCUAAAAUGCGGAGCAGUGGUAAAUCCUAUUGUAUCAUUCAAAUAUUACUAUUCGUUCUUCACGGAACGUUACGUAAUUCAACCGGCCGACAAUGGCCGUUCGCUGCUAGAUUCGGACCUAUCGAUGAAAGCCGGAAAUUUCGCUAACAAGAAGUAUCUGAUAAUACAUGGGACGGCUGAUACGCAAGUUCAUGAGCAACACACAGCCUUAUUGACUAAAUCGUUGAUCGAAGAGGGUGUUAUGUUCAGGCAUCAAGUCUAUGUUGAUGAAAACCACCAACUCACAGACGUAGUUUCACAUGUUUAUCACACAAUCGAAUCGUAUUUUGAGGAGAACUUCUUGAAUGAUAACCAGGACUGGACGUCUGCUUUCUUCCUAUCGAAAACAUAAUUGUUCAAUUUUGUUCCAAUCAAAUUGAUUUGUCAAUAAAUCAUCGAUUUCAUUUCAAA
This is a messenger RNA of Toxorhynchites rutilus septentrionalis, 3160 nucleotides long. RefSeq names its product inactive dipeptidyl peptidase 10. Gene Ontology annotation, molecular function: dipeptidyl-peptidase activity; serine-type peptidase activity. Lineage: Eukaryota; Metazoa; Arthropoda; Insecta; Diptera; Culicidae. Bases 447 to 3101 code for a protein of 884 amino acids. The record is from RefSeq and is a predicted model, not a curated record. Gene Ontology annotation, biological process: proteolysis. The transcript is spliced from 14 exons.